This is a messenger RNA of Trichogramma pretiosum, 936 nucleotides long. Its product is annotated as zinc finger protein 629-like. The transcript has 2 exons. Bases 1 to 936 code for a protein of 311 amino acids. The record is from RefSeq and is a predicted model, not a curated record. NCBI's taxonomy places the organism in Eukaryota, Metazoa, Arthropoda, Insecta, Hymenoptera, Trichogrammatidae. Gene Ontology annotation, molecular function: DNA-binding transcription factor activity, RNA polymerase II-specific; RNA polymerase II cis-regulatory region sequence-specific DNA binding. Gene Ontology annotation, biological process: regulation of transcription by RNA polymerase II.
AUGUCGACGACGACGAGCGCGUCGUCACCCAGUUCGUCGCAAGAAGAGGCCAGCAGCUAUUAUAAUCAUCAUCAUCAUCGAAACUCGAAAGAGUCGACGACGGACUCGUUCAGCGGCAGCGACGACAGCGACGACAGAGAGGAGUCGUCCGUCGCCUCGGAGUCCAGUCCGUGUCACAGUCCCUUUCACAUCGCCGACAUCCUCGGCAGCAGCAACAAGCCCGUGAGAGUCGCCGACGACGCCAAAGACAGCAGUAGCAGCAGCAGCAAGCCAAAACGACGAGUGUACGCGCCGGUGCCGCUGCAGCCCCCUCGUCAUCAUCAUCGUGGCUUGGCCAUGCAGCCACCGCCACCACCGCCGCUGCCACCGGCUUUACCGACGCUGUACUACGAGUCGCCGACGUCGGGGCCGGCGUCGUGCUAUCAGAGCGUCUGCGGCCAGCUGAUGGCCCAGGCGCAGUGCGAGCUGGCCCAGUACGAGAUCGCCCUCAAGCUGAAGGAGGAGGAGGCCGCCAAGUCGGCCAAGAAGUCGCGACCGAAGAAGUACCUGUGCGAGGAGUGCGGCAAGGGAUUUUCCAACGGCGGACAGCUCAAGGGACACUCGAGAAUACACACAGGAGAACGGCCAUUCGUAUGCAAUCAUCCGAACUGCGGCAAGUGCUUCACGCGCAACGAGGAGCUGACCCGGCACCGUAAGAUCCACUCGGGCGAGAAGCCCCACAAGUGCCCGACCUGCCUCAAGUGCUUCGGCCGUAAGGACCAUCUGACCAAGCACUACAAGACGCACAUGCCGCGCUACUGCUUUCCCGCGUCGCUCGCGGAACUCGAUCAAUUGACCCAGCAGCAGCAGCAGCAUCAUCAGGGAUUGAUGGCCGGUCUGCCGGCGGCGGCUUUUCUGUCUAGCCAGUACAUGACGCCGGCCAUGCAUUACCUCUAG